Sinocyclocheilus grahami is the source of this 2340-nucleotide messenger RNA. RefSeq names its product ash2 like, histone lysine methyltransferase complex subunit (gene ash2l). The record is from RefSeq and is a predicted model, not a curated record. Gene Ontology annotation, cellular component: Set1C/COMPASS complex. The transcript is spliced from 15 exons. NCBI's taxonomy places the organism in Eukaryota, Metazoa, Chordata, Actinopteri, Cypriniformes, Cyprinidae. Gene Ontology annotation, molecular function: protein binding; transcription cis-regulatory region binding. The coding region runs from base 316 to 1869 and encodes 517 amino acids.
GAGACUUCUUUUAGAAACAUUACAAAUCUUACUGAUCCCAAACUUUUGAACGACAGUGUAUAACAUUUUGUGGAUAGAAAGACCUAAUAUUUAGUAUUUCAUUGAAUGUCCUGCAUCACUAGGAAAUAUGCCACAUUACAGAAUGUGCCGUUUCGUGUUGCUUUUCAGUGUAACGUAGCAUAGUGUCUGUGUGUGUGUGUGUGUGGUCAGGACACGGCGGGUGACAGCUCGGAGGCGGCGGAUGCACAGACGGGGUCUGGAGACGAUGAGAACGGCCGUCAGCUGGGGGAAGUGGAGCUGCAGUGUGCGCUGUGCAUGAAGUGGUUUACUGCAGACACGUUCAGCAUCGACACGGCAACUUGCCUGCCCUUCGUGACCAAUUAUGUGUUUCACUGCAAUGUGUGUCACCACAGCGGAAACACGUACUUCUUGAGGAAACAAGCAAAUCUGAAGGAGAUGUGUCUCACCACUUUGGCGAAUCUGACAUGGAGGUCCAGAACUCAAGAGGAGCAUCCCAAAACAAUGUUCUCUAAAGAUAAGGACAUCAUACCUUUCAUUGACAAAUACUGGGAGUGCAUGACGACCCGCCAGAGGCCCGGCAAACUCACAUGGCCAAAUAACAUCGUCAAGACUAUGAGUAAAGAGCGUGAUGUUUUCCUGGUGAAAGAACAUCCAGACCCCGGCAGUAAAGACCCUGAAGAGGACUAUCCCAAGUUUGGUUUGCUUGAUCAGGAUCUGGCCAAUAUUGGACCAUCGUAUGACAGCCAGAAGCAGAUGACGGCCAUCACGGGUUCUGGAGGAUUGAAUGGUGGAUCGACUUUUUCAGGUGGGCUUCCUCCAGCUGCUACAGGAAAAGGCAGAGGAGCCAAACGCAAACAACAGCAGCUGCAGGAUGGAGCUGCGGCUGGAACGGCCAAGAGAACACGCAGUGACCCGCUGUUCUCAGCGCAGCGUCUGCCGCCCCAUGGUUACCCUCUCGAACACCCCUUCAACAAAGACGGGUACCGCUACAUCCUAGCCGAGCCGGAUCCCCACGCUCCUGACCCGGAAAAACUGGAGCUGGACUGCUGGGCCGGGAAGCCCAUCCCUGGAGACCUGUACCGCGCGUGUCUGUACGAGAGAGUGCUGCUGGCGCUGCAUGACCGAGCUCCACAGCUGAAGAUUUCAGACGACCGCCUGACGGUGACCGGAGAGAAGGGCUACUCGAUGGUCCGAGCGUCUCAUGGGGUCAGAAAGGGCGCGUGGUAUUUUGAGGUCACUGUUGACGAGAUGCCACAGGACACCGCGGCUCGACUGGGCUGGUCGCAGCCUUUAGGAAACCUGCAAGCUCCUCUGGGUUACGAUAAGUUCAGCUACUCGUGGCGAAGUAAGAAAGGAACGCGCUUCCAUCAGUCCAUUGGAAAGCAUUACUCUGACAGCUACGGACAGGGAGACAUCUUGGGAUUCUACAUUGAGCUUCCAGAUGACACCGAAACCGCCAAGGCUCUGCCUGACACGUACAAGGACAAAGCGCUGAUCAAAUUCAAAAGCUAUUUGUACUUUGAAGAGAAAGAUUACGUGGACAAGGCCGAGAAGAGUUUAAAACCCACCAGUUCCAGUCGAAUUAUAUUUUUUAAGAAUGGAGUGAAUCAAGGUGUGGCCUAUGAGGAUCUGUACGAGGGCAUGUACUACCCCGCCAUAUCCCUCUACAAGAGCUGCACGGUGUCUGUUAAUUUUGGACCACACUUCAAAUACCCACCAAAAGACAUCAAGCAUCAGCCAAUAAGUGACAUGGGUUGGAGUGCUGUGACUGAACACACGCUGUCUGAUAUGCUGUACCAUGUAGAGACCGAUGUAGACGGCCGACGCAGCCCCCCGUGGGAGGGUUAAAAUCAUGCCAGGUCCACCACCCAUAAGGCUGAAAACAUGCUUUUCAUGUCCCAUUCUCAACAGCACACAGCAUUUUUGUUGUGUAUUAUUAAAUCAUUUGGUUACAGUUGUAUUCUGCCCUUGUUUCUCAUGCAGGAUCGAAAAGAUUCUUCUCAUAAGUUGAAUCCAGCUAGAUGUUUUUGAGGUGUAGGAUGGUUUAUCUUUUAUGUAAGUUUAUACUUAGUUGUUACAUAUUACAUUUCUUCAUGCUGCAGGUUUAGUAUCAGUUAUACGAUUUAAUUUCCUUCAUACAGCGAUCCUUUUCCCUUGUAACGGCUCAAGUCCUGUUUGAUUGGACUGUACAGUGACCAGUUCAAGUCUGAUGUUCAGUUGUGUGUGAUGUGCUGUGUGUUCAUUCAUGGUUUUUAUCAGUUGCUUAUUUGUUAAUUGGUUUGUAGUCAUUCAGAUAAUUGUAAAAUAUUAUCUUUUUUU